AGUUGUGAACAUUUUUCCUCUCGGAGUGUCGGGGAGCUACCGGUAUCACAUUUUGGACUCAAGUUUUAGACUCAAGUUCUCGUCGAGGAAGUUUGCGGAGAGCAAGCAACGCUGCUGCGUCUACACAUGCAGCCCUACAGGGUUGAAUCGAAUAACAAUCGAAUAACAAAGGAUAGCACUUCAUCAUGGUGAUCAAGAAAGAAACCAAAGAAGACGUAUUUGCGAACUUUCGUCACCUUGACGACAACGCCGUGCCGGACAACGAGGAAACGCUGAACCGAGUGGUGGAAAACGCGAUGCUCCUCCAUGGAAAUGUGAGCGCAGCUCCCGCUGCAAAUGGAACGAAUCGUUCCUCCAAGAUUUUCGAUGACGGCGUCUUUGCCGAAUUCAAGCUGAAGCUAGAACAGGAGACAGAGGGGAAAAUUGAACGGCAGCGACAGCUACGAGACGAAGAGCGACGAAGAAAGAUCAGUAAAGAAAAGUCGUUGCGAAACAGGAUCUGGAAAUCAGUGCGCUUUGCUAUUGAUAGUGAUAGUUAUAGCAACAGUGAUAGCGAUAGCGACGAGAGCAUCAUCCACGGCAGGCCACAACAACAUGACCAUCAUAAUCACCGCCGCCACCAUCCCAAUACGAACAGUAGUCGUCGUAGCUGGCGCACCAGCCGUCGUUCUCAACGCUUCGACGUCCACCAUGGGUAUCACGAACACAAUAAUACACGACACGAGCAUCCAGAAACCAAUGGCACGAUUGGCAAUAAGAAACAUAGUUUUAGGAAACGAAGCGAGAAAAGAAAACAUUUGUCGAUUCAGAAAGAGGACAGCUACAACAGUGACUAUGAUCUAGAACGGGGCGGGGACGAGGCUUUCAGCUACGAAAAAAAUUAUUUUUCUAACGACGAGAACGAGGAUAGUGAUGAUUCCAGUGAUAACGACGACGAUAAUGAUAGUGCAAUUGAUAAAGAAGAAUACGAUUCUGUAAUCACGAGAUCUAAAACAGGCAUGCCAAUUGGUGGCAUGUCAAUACGAUCAACGCGACGAACCAACAAUAGCGAUGACGAUGACGAUAACAACACGGAACGCGACGAAAAGUACCACUGGGUCUCACCACAUUCUUCGGACCUUGUCUUUUCGGAGUUCGAUCUUGAUGCGAUUGUAAAGGACUACGAAAAACUCCAGCGAAAUCUCGACUUUGGAAUCAACGACAAACAAAGCGAACUCUGUCGCUAUCGCGAUCAUCGUGUGGACGAAGAUGAUGAGGGCGACGAAAACGAGCUCAAAAUAACUGCCCACUACCGGAACCUUCGCAACUUAUGGGUGGAAUAUUUUCCACGGACCAACGCAAUCCUUUUCAAGGUAUUCGUUCCGCUGAUGUUCAUCGUAUUUUUUUCCAUUUUUCUAGGAGAUUUUUUGGGCAAGUUCGAGAUGAAGAACGAAAUUGAACAGAACAACCAGAUUAUGCGUGACAAACACGAACUUGAAAAAUACCCUUACGAGGAGACACUCUAUUUCAUGUUUGGCUUGCCGAUUCUCUGUUUUGACUAUUACCUGGAGAAAGAAGGGACGGAGGAGAUCAAACAUGAUAGUAACUACAACUGGACCGCGAUCGUCGAAGACACCUCCGCAAAAGAGUUCACAAAUGAAACCGACGCGUUUUCUCUGUCGUUCAAUUCCUCCAUGUUGAACUUAUCGGAACUGCUGGGCUAUGAACUUCCACCCAUCUAUACCAAAGAAUCCUAUAACGCGACUUAUGACGGAGAUAGCAACAUGGAAUUGACCCUCGGAGAAAUAAAAACCUACAUGGCGAUGUGUGAGGAGGCCGGGGCAGACAUUGUUUCUAGAUUUAUCGACUUCAGUGCCCGGCGGAUGGUCAUGGAAGCCGUCGGAACCAUGUCCUUCCACUGGAUGCGCUGCUGGAACACGACUGAAUUGGGAGAUGUCAACCCGUUUCGACCGAACAAGGAUCAGCUCCAGGCUACCACGCAACAGGAUGAAUUUUAUGACAAAAACUGGCGGGAAAACCAGAAGUUUCUGUACGAACAAUACCUCUCCGAAGCAAACUGCUCGGAUAUUGCUUGCCGAAAUGCCGCCCUCAGGCAAUCUGUUGAGAACGCAAACGGAUCGGAGAUGUGCGAUAUUAACAAAGGAGCUUCGGCCUGGUUCUGGUUUGUCUUCAUGACGACUGUCGGCUACGGGAACCAAUCACCUGAAACUACGCACGGACGUCUGUUGGUAGGAUGCCUGGGUUGGAUCAUCAUCAUCAUCUGGGCGGUUGUUCUGUACGUGGCAGGAAAAAUUCUUGGAAUCGUCAUCGACGAUGUGUUUCGAAAGUGCAACUGCCGGAUCAUGACGGGUGACAUCCCGAGCGUCAUUGUGUGGGGUGCCGUGUCGGGAUUGUGGAUCGUCGCAGUCGGGGAGAUAUAUAGGUACUGGUUGAACUAUACCGAGGACCCCCACCAUUACGAUUGGGCCAUGUUUGUACAGAACGAUGCGGGCGAUAUUUCCACCGGUGAUGCAUAUUGGUUUUCCUAUAUUUCACUCUUGACAGUGGGUAAGUGAAGCAUUGUCCUUCGGCAGCGUGUCGGCUAUAUUUCUUGAUGCUGUUGCUUUUUGAUUGAGUUAUGAUACUCUAUUGCAGUGAUGUGCCGUAUAGUGUAGCUUCAUGGGUUACAAGAGAAAUGUUGUGUCGCAUUCGAUUUUAUUCACAGAAAUAUUCUUCUUGUCAACAUGGGUAUCUGAUACAUGAUCAAAUAGGACUCGGAGAUUUCUACCUCGACUCAGAGGGAUUCUUCUACUACGAUUUGAUGAUGUGGACGGGAUGCUUCCUCGCCGGCUUCACUUUUUUGUCUACCUUUUUGGGGCAAGUUGCAGAUGUGAUCACUAACGUGUUUCCUGACAACGGAGAUUCCUUGAAGGAACAGUUAAUGAAUACGAAUCUUGUAAAGAGGAAGGAUGUUCAAUUUAAGAAAGAAAACGAAAAGGGAAUCGAAAAGCUCGAAAAACUAGUGGAGGUUAUGGACGACGACGACAAGGAGCUGGUCGCCCAGCGGGUUACUCGUAUACGAGUCAAGAAAAACCUGCUGAUCCAUCUCCUUUACCAGACGAAGAGUGAGAUAGAAUACUAUAGAAAGCGCGGCGAACGUUAUGAAAAUCUAUCGUACUCGAAGGUCUGCCAGGAAGAAAACAUGCUCAACGAGGUCCUCUCCAACACCGUGAAAGAGCGUGAAAAACUCGAAACCUAUCGACGCACCGAGGUAUGUUCUGCACCUCCUCCUGGCUCAGCUCGUGCAAGGUCGUAUUUUGAGGACGGAACGCGAGUUGACGGUGUGGGGGAAAAACUUCACCUGCGGUCUGGAAAGAAAAGCGUCAAGAAACGGAUCAAGGCAUCUACCUACCUAUGAGUUCGUCUAAGAGCUAAUUUUUUGGAAAAAAACAAGUGUAGAAUAAAACGCGAACCAACCU
Pseudo-nitzschia multistriata is the source of this 3458-nucleotide messenger RNA. The record is from the annotation of a GenBank genome assembly. NCBI's taxonomy places the organism in Eukaryota, Bacillariophyta, Bacillariophyceae, Bacillariales, Bacillariaceae.